Messenger RNA from Lactuca sativa (garden lettuce), 810 nucleotides. The record is from RefSeq and is a predicted model, not a curated record. NCBI's taxonomy places the organism in Eukaryota, Viridiplantae, Streptophyta, Magnoliopsida, Asterales, Asteraceae.
AUGGUCCAAGAAACACCACAAUCAUCUCGAAAAAGGCAAGCAAGAGGAAAAGGGAAAAAGAAAGCAACGGCUUGGACUGAAGAAGAAGAAGAAGCUUUAGCAAAAGCUUGGAUUUUCAUAUCUUGUGAUUCGAGGAGAGGCAACGCGCAAUCUGAAGAAAGUUUUUGGAAUCGUGUUGUGGACCACUUUCACGCGCUUCUUGGAAGAAAAACGAAUCGGUCCUACAACGCGGUCAACGGAAAAUGGCGUGAUCUUUGCGCGAUUUGCACAAAGUUUAAUGGCAUAUUUGAAAAUCUAAAAAAUAUGCAUAAAAGUGGUUCCAACGAUUUCAACGUUUUAUCUACCGCGUGCUACCAAUUCAAACUGACCAACAACGGUAAACCAUUUGGUCACCAAAAAGCAUGGGAAGUGUGCCGUCAAGGUCCAAAAUGGGUCGUUAAUCCAGAGACAUCGCAUUCAGACUCGACCACCGGCUCCAACAAAAGAGCAAGAACUUCUGAAUCGGACGCGGGUUUUGGGCUAGACCUCAAUGAUGACGUCGAUGGUGCCGAGGAAGAGGGUCCGCGUGAAGUCCAACUCCGUCGACCACCGGGUAGGGACAAAUCAAAAUGGGCGGCGUCUUCAAGCGGGAAAGCAACCACAAUUAGCGACGACGGGCUUGUGGAAUCCAUAGAGGAAGGUCGUCGCCAAAAACUCGCUCUCACCGAUCUUCAAAUCAUAAACACGAAACCUCAACCGGAUCUCGACCCUGAAAAUCUCGCCACAUUUCUAAAAAUCCAACAAUGUGUCCGUGCUAAAUAUGACGAUUAG